Molecule: messenger RNA, 354 nt
Organism: Miscanthus lutarioriparius
Lineage: Eukaryota; Viridiplantae; Streptophyta; Magnoliopsida; Poales; Poaceae
Source: the annotation of a GenBank genome assembly
AUGAAGCUUAGAAGGAGUCCAAGACUCAUAAAGAAGCUAGACGGACACAAACCUGCUAGUAUCUCCCUAAAGAAGGCUCCCACCAGAAACAAGAACAACAAGAAGAACAAAAAGAUCAAGCCUCAGUCUAAUCUGUUGGGUAACAUUCUGCUCUCACCUACUUGCCAAGCCUUUGAUUUCCCUAACAUUUCAAUCAUUGCUAAAUUUACUAAUAUGGGCACUAUCUUCCCUCAAAUACCCAUUGCGGAGAUACAAAAGUUGGCCAUUGAGUCCUGCGGCAUCACUCCUUUGGAGGUGUCAGCUGAACUGCUCCUUGCUUCUAGGCCUCAAGAGGAUGGAGGAGCAGAUUUGUAG